GUCCAAGAAAACCGUCAAAAAGAACCGACCACCGAAAAAAGCACGAUUGUGAAAAGCUCAAAAUCACUUAAACCUCGUUUGAAUUUCUCUCCAUCAUCGUUAUCAAAGUGAAAAAUGUUAGAGUUUGUUUGCGUGUAACAAACUGAGAGGUUUUGCACCGUGCGCAUGAUAGCCUCAACGUAACACCGUUGCUGCUGUAAAACGGUUUUGGAGUAAUGGAGCCUGUAUUGGACCAGUUCAAAGCUUUUGCUAAAUCCGGUCAUGAUUUUUUCGACGGUGUUUUCCGUCGCCGUAAUCCGUUUGAAAUCCUGAAACGUUUACAAAGAGAAGCUUUCUCUGAUCUUAUGAAACUCAGAGACAGACAAGAAAAGGUUGAGAGGAUGCUUUCCUUCUAUAAAUCAUCAAAAGGAGGUCCUUUUCAGGAAUCCAGUACCCAUGUAAGAGGACAGAUGGAUUUCACAGGAGCUUUAUUAAUCAUGGGAAACUUUAAUCAGCAGAACUUAGAUAUCAUAAACAGGGCUGGAAUAAAAACAGGCAUUGAUUCAAGGUUUGUUUUUGAAACCACCAUCGGUAAAGACAAUGCUCUAGCUGCAGAGUUUGUGGCCAGUCGGAAAGGAAAGGAAUAUCAUGACGAUGUCUUUGAAAUGCCACUUUCACUAGCGAAACUAAGCUAUACGACAAAUGUCAAUGAUUGGUUAUCUCUUACGGCUGUACCAGUGGGUGCUCAAUGCAGAGAUGUUGCAGUUGGUUCAAAUUCUUUUGAUCAGACAGGAAAAGGCCUCACGGAUUUCUCUUCUUUUGGUCCGCCUCUUCUGAAUCUACGUAGUGGUAGUGCCAUUGGCAUAGCUGCGAGAAAGUCAUGUUUUAUCGCUUCAUUGGCUCAAUUUGUAUCUGGACUGGGAAUACCUUUUGAUUCUAAUACACUGGGUAAUAGUUACAGCACAUUCGUACAGCUUGUGUGUCAACUUCCUAGAGGAACAAAGCUGUCUGUUCUCGGUAAUCACCAACUUCCUUUUGUAUCAAAGCAGCUUAGAAAAUUCGGAGCUUUUACAAUUCCAUUAGUCUUGUCCAACCAACAUGAAGCAUCUGAGACAGAACAUGAAGCAUCAUCAUACUUUGGAACACGGGCACAAGUCUCAGGUGGUUCUACUGCUAUAAUGCUGGAGUCUGAUCUUGAUGGCUUUACAAAACUCGGAGGUUGGGUUGAGAUGAACGCGCUAAAUCCCAAAUCUGCACAAUGGGCCAUAACAUUAUCCGAUGUUUCUGAAGAUUCGUUUGGCUGGGGAAUGAGUCUGGGCGGAAUAGGUGCCGAUCAUUUUCAGGCUGAAUCCUAUCUGAAAUUCAACAUGGGUGAUAAAUUUUGCUUGAAGCCGGGUCUUGCAUUUGCAACAGAUGGAGAAUCAAGAAUAGGUGCUAUAAUGCUUCGGUCUAAUUGGUCCUUAUAAUGAUUUUCUUCUGCUGAAUACUUGUUUGGUUUUUCCUUGGGAAAACCUCAAAACAUAAAUUUGGGAUUCUGAAGAAAAUCCAAACAUGCAUUAAUACUAUGAUCUUUUCAAUUUGAUCGGAUUCUCAUUAUUUUUCCUAAGGUAUAUAUAGAACUAAUCAUUUUUUGUCAUUAGCAUCGCUUGAUUCAAUACAUAUAUGAUUUUCAACA
Messenger RNA from Vicia villosa (hairy vetch), 1654 nucleotides. RefSeq lists its product as uncharacterized. The coding region runs from base 216 to 1445 and encodes 409 amino acids. Lineage: Eukaryota; Viridiplantae; Streptophyta; Magnoliopsida; Fabales; Fabaceae. The transcript is spliced from 3 exons. The record is from RefSeq and is a predicted model, not a curated record.